Messenger RNA from Laccaria bicolor S238N-H82, 621 nucleotides. RefSeq lists its product as uncharacterized. Lineage: Eukaryota; Fungi; Basidiomycota; Agaricomycetes; Agaricales; Hydnangiaceae. The record is from RefSeq and is a predicted model, not a curated record. The transcript has 6 exons. The coding region runs from base 1 to 621 and encodes 206 amino acids.
AUGGGAUCCGUGCAUUGGGCGCAACCCAUGGGCGCCAGAGGCAAAGUGGGCCGAUCUGUCCUCUAUGGGGCUCUGUUCGUGCGGCCCACCCAUGUCGCAUGGCCUAUUUUAGAGUCUCGGCCCAGUCAUUCGCAAGGCCGAAUUCUUGACAGCUUGGCCAAGUCCGCUGGCCCGCUGUUGAUGGGCGCCUGUCACACACCGCUGGCCCAUCAGCUACCUUCAAAAUGGAAGGUAGCCCGCAAGGGAAGUACGUCAUUUUCGGAAAUUUCCAUGACUCAACUUUCCAUUUUGCUUGAGCAUGGACUCGAUUCAAUACCUACGCAUUCCACGAACAAGCUCCACAAAACCGUUUACAAAACAGUCAACUUCCCAUGGAGUACCUUCCUGUGGUCCGUUUCGCAUGAGCGUGGACUUCAUUUGAUACCUACACAUUCCACGAACAAGCUCCAUGAAACCGUUUACAAAAUGGUCAACCUCCCAUCGAGUACCUUCCUGUGGUCCAUUUCGCAUGGGCGUGGACUCAAUUCAAUACCUACGCACUCCACAAACAUGCUCCACAAAGCCAUUUACAAAAUGGUUGAGUUCCCAUCCAGGACCUUAAUUGUUGUACCUUCAAUGUAA